ACUUCAAAGUGUUCCCUCAGAACAGAAAAGGAGCUCUGCAGCCAUCGGCUCAAACCCAAACCCUAACCCUAACACUGGGUAGAUGAGACGUUCAUUUCUGCAUAUUUUCAUCAACCAACACCAGCUCAGACAAUUUCUCAGUAGCACAUGUUUAUCUUGAGGAAGAACAUCGGCGAGUUACAAUGGAUUUGGAUUUUGGGAGGAGCUUAGAUAGGAUCAGCAAGUUACCAGACUCGGUACUGUGUCACAUACUUUCGUUUCUUCCGACGAAAUAUGCAGUGGGGACCAGCAUUCUAUCAACGAGAUGGCAGUACCUUUGGACUUCUGUGGCUAUGCUCGACUUCAACGAUUCUGAACUCUUUAAUAAACGGGAUCGUACGAAUGGUAUUGGAGAAGCUGAAGUCGAUUUGAGAUUUACGAACUUUGUGAACACAGUGUUGCUUCUUAGUGAUGUGUCGUGUUUGGAGAAAUUUAACCUUAAGCUUGAUUCAUUUUGCUAUUUUGGCAUUGUUAAGGCAUGGAUCAGCACUGCUAUAAAGCGCAAUGUUCAAAAGCUAGAGCUUCGAUACUCUGAAUGGCACAAUUUCGAUGGACAGAUUCCUAUUCAGUUGCCUCAUAUGCUUUUCAUUUGCAAAACACUGGUGGAUUUAAGGCUGAAAGGAAACAUUUCCUUGAAAGUUCCUGCUUCGGUUUGGCUUCCGAGUCUUAAGAUUCUUGAAAUAAAGGAAGUUAUAUACGAAAAUGGAGAUUCAGCUCAUAACCUCAUCCACGGAUGCCCAGCCCUUGAAGAUUUGCACAUACAUAGGUUCUACUUCGAUAAGCAAAAGGUGUUGAACAUUUCUGUGCCUACAUUGAAGCGCCUAGUGUUAUUCCGUCAAGGAGAUGAUGGUCAUCUCCUCUCUAGUGAUGACGAUGGUGAAUCGCAACACAAGCUUAUAGUCAAUACGCCCAAGCUCGAAUACCUCGAUAUCACAGAUUGUGAUUCGGAUGAAUUUUCGUUGGAGAACUUAUCAUCCUUGUUGGAUGCACGCAUUAAUGUUGGGCUUUGCUUUUCAGGACCCGUCAGUUCCUCCAACCUACUUAAGCUUCUUCAUGGGAUUGCAAAUGUUAAGUUUCUUCGGUUUUCCUCUACUAAUUAUGAUGAUUAUGUGCUGCCCACGAUGAAUCCUCUCCAUAAUUUGACAUAUCUAGGGCUUCAGGAUGCCAUUGAUGGCUGGAAUGUGGAUUUGCUAAAUGUGUUUCUUGAGUACUCUCCCAAUCUCAAAGUUCUUGUUCUUGAGGGAAAUAGAAUCAUGCGUUCAUACAGACUUUGGAGCCCACCUCCGCGAGUUCCUAGUUGUUUGUUAUUGAAUCUCAAGGAAAUUGAGUAUCUGAACUUUGGUGGAGAGAAACAUGAGUUCGAAGUGAUAGAGUAUUUUCUGGAAAGCGCUGAAGUUCUGAAGAACAUGACAAUUUCUUGUCAGCAUUCAGAUAGCUGGCGUCUAUUAGCACGAUUUCCAAGGGCGUCAAAGAUUUGUGAACUUAAUCUCCGUUGAAGUUAUAAAUGGAAAUGCUAGCGCAUGGAGUUAUUCUUGGGAUGAUGUGCUGGCACUAUGUGUCAUUUUGAAAAGAGUCACCUGAUGAGACCUUAGUUGUUGCUAUCUCGUACUCUACUAGUUUAUUUUUACAAUGACACUAGAUUUGUGUAAUCUGGGAUGUGUUUGGUAGUUUGGUAUUGCUGGUUUAGAAACUUCAUCUUCCGGUUUCUCUUGG
Molecule: messenger RNA, 1752 nt
Organism: Rhododendron vialii
Lineage: Eukaryota; Viridiplantae; Streptophyta; Magnoliopsida; Ericales; Ericaceae
Product: F-box protein At4g09920-like
Exons: 5
Coding region: 183-1535 (450 amino acids)
Molecular function (GO): protein binding
Source: RefSeq, a predicted model, not a curated record